CUAAGCUGUAGCACCUUUCUUCAAUAUGUCGGAAGUUAAGUGAUCAACCUGAAAAUUCGGGUAUCUGCCAGACAGUUAGUAUCUACUGUCUCCGUGGGAAUAAAUUACCCGUGGAACUAUAGAAUUAGGGAAAUACAUUAAUGAUGAGGUUUGCAUAAAGCUUAGCAAACAUCUAUUAGUAAAAAGAUAUGUAUCCACAGCAAUUAUUUGAAGAAUUAUACAGAUUUCUGUCAUAAUAUUAAUUGCAAUAUCUCUGUAAUAUUGCAUUUCGAACUAAUCUUAGAGACUAUUAAGAAAGCAGAUGAAAAGCUUGUCCAGUAACAAUAAUAAUAAUAAUUGGUAAAAAUGCCGGUCGGUGUAUUUCCAGUUCUUAAAUUAUCUGUACUGUUCGUCAAGCAGAUCAGUAAACCUUUGGCCAAAGUUCUUGUCAGUCAAGCAAAGAAUUCCCAUGUUUUUAGAACUUAUGUUAUCAUACCACCUGCUCAAUUUUAUCACUGGUUGGAAGUAAAAACAAAAAUGUACGUUAUGAAUCUCGGCAAGCCAACGAAAGUAGCAAAAUUAAAUGAGGCCAUGGCGAUUGAGUUAGGUGCUAGCUUGUUGAGUGAGAUAAUUAUUUUUGGUGUUGCUGGUGGUUGUUUGAUGCUGGAAUACAGUAGACAAACGGCAAAGGAGGCUAAGAAGGAAGAGAUUAGACAAAUACAGAUGAAGAAGUUCACAGACGACAUACAGAUAUUGCACAACACCACAUUGCAGCAAAAAGCUCAUAUACAGUAUCUAACUAGUGCCAUUGAUGAAUUGGCAAACCAUGGAGGACACAAGUUACAAACUCCUAAGCCAAUAUUACAAGCAAAUAACAAUAAUGAUAGUUUGAAUGACAACAACAAUGUGAGUUCUAGUAAAAACAGCAAAAGUAAGACAGAAACAAAUAUAGAUAAUAAGGACAGAUCACUUAUAAAUCGUGCUAUAGAAGACAUUAACAAAAAUUUAAAAGUAGACACUCUAAAAUAAUAGAUACUUCGUGUAUUAUUGUGGAGAUACAUAGCACAAUGAUUGGUAAGUGGUGUUUAUAUUAAUCAAUACGAAUCAGAAUAUGAAUCAGAUCUGUAUCAUAUAUUUGUUUUGAUUUGCUAUUUAUGCUAAUAAGGCACAUGUAAAGAUUUAGCUAUGUAUGCUCUGUGAAAAAAUGUAUAUACCUGAUUAUAUUUAUCUAAACUAGUAAUUUUAAAGCAAAUGUAGAUAUGUAUAAUAAAAUAAAGUUUACACGGAAAAUUUAUA
Molecule: messenger RNA, 1275 nt
Organism: Dinoponera quadriceps
Lineage: Eukaryota; Metazoa; Arthropoda; Insecta; Hymenoptera; Formicidae
Product: optic atrophy 3 protein homolog
Exons: 3
Coding region: 346-1008 (220 amino acids)
Biological process (GO): regulation of lipid metabolic process
Cellular component (GO): mitochondrion
Source: RefSeq, a predicted model, not a curated record